Coccidioides immitis RS is the source of this 516-nucleotide messenger RNA. RefSeq lists its product as uncharacterized. Lineage: Eukaryota; Fungi; Ascomycota; Eurotiomycetes; Onygenales; Onygenaceae. The transcript has 6 exons. The coding region runs from base 1 to 516 and encodes 171 amino acids. The record is from RefSeq and is a predicted model, not a curated record.
AUGGAAGACAGCCUCUCUGCUGUUCAAGAAGGAUUACCUGUGAUCAAUAUCGAAACAGAGACAUAUCCUACUUGCGGGAUUCUAAAUGGAGAUGAUGGCAGGAAGCUGGACAAGCUGCAGGCAUAUCCUUCGUAUGGAUGGUUGCAAAGGUCAUUUACGCGAAUAUUUGGUUUGAAUUUCGACCGCGCGGGGCCAGGUCGGUUGGCUUUACAAACUGAAAAGCAUCGUCCUCGAUUCGGUUCCAGAUCUUCGGCCAAGGAUUCGACAGGCCGUACUUACUCCGUAUUCCUUGGCCAUCAUCUGACCAUCACUUUGGUCGUCACCCCAGUGGUACUCGAUGUUUUAACUCCACUGCAUCGUCUGUCCAACCGCUGGGCACUGGCGCCAUCUUUGAUACUGAUCAGUACGAGAGUGAGAACGUUAGAAGAGUUAAAUAAAACUAAUCAAUGUCGGGCAGAGAGUUCUCGUGUUGGGUUCGGACUUAAACUGGCUGUAGCCAGGAAAUGGGUGAUAUAA